AUGAAGAUAGAGCUACAGUUCAUCAGGACGCAACUAAAGACACUAUUUACGAUACCGCCGAUGCUAGUGGCUCUCAGAUCCAUGACGCAAGACUGGUGGGAGGAGAUAAACCAAAAGCCAGCAUACAACGCCAACGGACACCCCAUGCAAUUGGACGAAAACUUCCUGGAGAAGCGCAUCGCAGACGAACUACAAAUGCUCGAUCGGAACCACGACAGAGCACACUAUCUUCACGAAGUCAGCAUGGCCGAUCAGCUCGACCAGGAAUCGUUAGAAGAACAGAUAGUGCUGGCCCCAAAGACAGUGAUGCAGACCCUCCAGGGCGCCGAUGAUAUAAAGAGAAUCAUCAUUGAUAACGAUCAUCUUCAUGAUCAUAUCGACGCAGCGAAACAGCAACUGCUUUUAACACUCGAAACAGCGAUCCGGAACACGGACAGGGGGGAGACCAUGCCAGGCAAUGGCAUUGGCGAGAUGGAAUCUCAGACAGAGACUCUUGCCGAAGACGCGGAAUGCCAAACCUUAACAAUCGAGCAAUGCGAUCAAUCAACACAGAUCGAGCCGAGAACGCAAGCGAACCGGAAGGUGCAAACGGAUAGGAAGCUCGUGGAAAAAAGGUCGCAAGCGCAAUCCACCACGAGGCAACACCCCACCCAGACCACCAAGGCAUCGGGAUACCGACACCGAGCAGCAGAGACGUCAAGCACCGCCUAG
Molecule: messenger RNA, 711 nt
Organism: Necator americanus (New World hookworm)
Lineage: Eukaryota; Metazoa; Nematoda; Chromadorea; Rhabditida; Ancylostomatidae
Exons: 1
Coding region: 1-711 (236 amino acids)
Source: RefSeq, a predicted model, not a curated record